Colletotrichum phormii is the source of this 1649-nucleotide messenger RNA. Its product is annotated as mannosyltransferase putative-domain-containing protein. Bases 54 to 1550 code for a protein of 498 amino acids. Gene Ontology annotation, molecular function: alpha-1,3-mannosyltransferase activity. NCBI's taxonomy places the organism in Eukaryota, Fungi, Ascomycota, Sordariomycetes, Glomerellales, Glomerellaceae. Gene Ontology annotation, cellular component: Golgi apparatus. The transcript has a single exon. Gene Ontology annotation, biological process: protein O-linked glycosylation. The record is from RefSeq and is a predicted model, not a curated record.
AGAAGAUCGUUCUCCUUCACAUAUCAGUCGCGCUUUGCGACCAAUUGGCCAGCAUGGUCGUCAAAGUUAUGCCAUCCUCGCGGAUGACAACAUCUAUUCUGUUCGCUUGCCUCUUGUUCUUGUUCUUAUACUCCUCUUACGUUCUUACUCCAUCUUAUCAUCCGACGUCGCCUGCCAAGCCUCCGCCAGCGCAAACGCAGUCGCAUCCACCACAACAUUCCGACAAACCGAAGGAAGAUGGCCCAACAGCAUGGCAGAAAGAGGCUGCUUUGAUCAGCGACGAAGCCAAUUCUUUGAUUGACGAUCCCAUUCAACCUCCGUACAAAUUCAAAUUCUACGAGCUCGGUCAACGAACCAAGAAAGCACGGGAAUGGGUCAAAUUCCUUGACAACGCACCGAAAUCGGAGAACGCUCGGCCUCUUCUCGAGACUGUGGAGAGUGCGAUCGCAUCGUUCUUCCCUUUUAUCCAGCACUCUCCCAAGAAUCCAGAUAGCAAGACGCCUUUUUCAGACCUGCGUUCGUCCAUUGUCCCUGGGUCACGUGGAUUCGUCAUUCCGACAGGCAAGGGAACCAUGCGAUACGCCACGCACCUCAUUGGCGCCCUCCAAGACAUCUUGUACUGCAACAUGACGAUUCAGAUUGUAUAUGCCGGAGACGAGGACUUACCGCCUGAGGACCGCGAGAAGCUGCUGGCUCGCUUCAAAGGGCUCCAAUUCUUAGAUGUUUUGAGCGUUGUCGACGAUAAGACCCUGAAGCUUGUAAAUGGCGGGUGGGCUAUCAAGGCCUUUGCGGCUUUGUAUGCGCCGUUCGAAGAGGUCCUACUCUCAGAUGCCGACUCAGUAUUUGUUCAAGUUCCGGAGUCACUCUUCUUAGAUCCCUUGUACGAGCAGACCGGUGCUCUCCUCUUCCACGAUCGUUUACUCUGGCAACACGCCUUCGCCGAACGACAUGAGUGGUGGAGGUCGCAGAUUCACGAGCCCAGUGCCGCGCUCAAUAAGUCGCUUGUAUGGACUGAUGACUACGCCGAAGAGGGCGAUUCGGGUGUGGUUGUAGUGGACAAGUCUCGCCUAGACGUGUUGAUGGGUCUCCUCCAUGUAGCAUGGCAAAAUACCUACGACGUGCGCGAAGAAGUCAGCUACAAAAUUACGUACGGUGACAAGGAGACGUGGUGGUUCGGACUCGAGCUCAGCGGGGCAAGCUAUGCCUUCGAAAAGCACUACGGUUCCAUGGUUGGUUGGUUCAAGGACAAGGUCAACGACUCCGUCGAGAGAAUUUGCAGCUUCGUGAUCGGACACGUCGACGUGCGAGACGAUCUCAUUUGGUACAACGGUGGACUUUUGAAGAACAAGAAGAUUGACCCGAAAGAAUUCGGGCUGCCGACGCAUACCGUGGUCGACGGGACGUGGGAGAAGGGUGGAGACCGGACACAGAUGAGCUGUAUGGUCGGACAUAACGUCAAGCCCUUGAAUAUGGAUAUGCAGUGGAUUUUGAAUAGUUCCAUCACUUUGGCGCAAGAGCUGGAUCAGCAUUUCGGGUUUCUCGAGUCAUGAAGUCGUGACCUAGGAUACAAAGGCCCUUAACGUAGAAUUAUCAACCUCGAACGAGGCCUUGUUUGGCCCUUCCUAUAAAAUAAGAGAAUAUUUAUGAUG